AUGGGCGACUUCGAAGUUCGUCAAUCCGAAUUUCCCAAAGCAGAUGAAACUAUAAACUGCGGAAAACUUGAAAAUUUAUACGAAGUAGUCACUUUGACUAGUUUUAAAUGCGAUAAUGAAAAUAUUACAGAUGUUGCUGUAAAUUCCACAACAAAAAAUGGAUAUUUAUAUUUUGCAACCAAUAAUAUUCUAAAAAUAUGUGAUGGGCAAUGUUUUUCGAACGUUAUAUUUAACAAGUCGUUUAAUUCCAAUAUAAAUAAUUUAUCGGUUUCUUCUAAUUCUCCGUUUGUGGCAUUGGGUACAGAAUCAGGACUCGUCGAAUUGAUAUAUUGCAAUGAGUAUCAAAAUUCUUCUAUCUUUUCAAAAUGCUUAUUAGAAAACUCUGUUCCGCAAAAUGUAUUUGCUGAAGCAUUUAUAUUAGAAGAUGAUUUGUCUCUCGUGGAUAAUUUUUUAGUAAUAUACCAAAGUGGCAAUAUAUUCAGAGUAUCUAUAAAGAAAGAAGAUGAACACGGGCCUUUCCAAUUUGAUGUUAAAGAACUGUUUAGUUUAAAUUCUAACAUAAAUUUAUCAGCAUUUAACUUCCCUUUUGUUUCUACGAAUGGGACAAAUGGGACAUUAAACAUAUUAAAUGUCCACACAAAUGAGAGUAUUUUUGAAGAUAAUUUACAGUUUAAGAAGAUUAUGCCUUUCAAAAGGGGAUUUCUGUGCUUGAAUUUUGAUGGAUCAUUAACGAAAAUAUGUAGUCUUACGCUAAAAUGCUCGAAAAUUUAUUACGAUUAUUUUUUGGACGAUAUUUUAUUGUUGCAAGACGAGACAAAAAUUCUCACUGUUACAAAGCCAAACGAAAUUGGAGAUUAUUUCUUGCAGUUAAUCGAUACAGACUUCAAGGAAAUAUUUUCGUUGAAAUUGAAUUAUCCUGUUCAUUUGAUAAGCACAAAUUCUACAGAAUACGAUAUCAUGUUCAUGUAUUAUAUCAUUGAUAAUGAAGGAAAAUUCAUCGAAUUCAAUCUACAGCAGGUAUAUGAAACUGAUCACGAAUCAAGAUACUCAAAACUCAUCUCUAUGGGAAGAUUCGAUGAAGCUGAAGCUUUAGCUAAAAAAUACAAUAUUGAUCCUUCGUUUAUGCUAAAGGCCAAAGCUCAAUUGCUUGUCGAUAAAACUGAAUGCAACUCGGAUGACAUUAGCAAAUUAAUCAGUUUGAUGGACUCCAUUUACGACGGUCCAUUUAAGUUGCAAUGCUGCAAUAAGGUCGAUUUUUCUCAAUUCAGCGAUGUUAAAAGGAUAUUGGAAUAUGGCUCAAGGAUUCAACUGAACUCGAGAGAAGAAAAAAAGGAGCAAAUUUUGUAUUUAAAAAAUACCUUAAACGAAUUGCUGUUUAGAUGCACCACAUUUACUGCUUUAUCCGGUAACAACAAGGACAUACAAUCUUGGCUGAAUUUUUCUCAGUGUAAUUUAUUAGACGAGAUCAAACAUUAUCUAAGAAAUCAACGUAUUGAAGAUGCUAUAUUACUAUACAGUAGGCUGGAUCAAGCUACAACCAGAACGAUAAAUCAAGAUUUUGUGAAUGAAAUUUUGAAUAUUUUUAACGAGUUCCAAUGGGAAUUGUAUCAGCCCUUUUUGCCAGUGUUUAUCCUGACGAGCGCGAUAGAAUGUCCAUCAAUAGUAACAGCGGUCAGUAAUUGGCUGUGUAAUAAAAUACUCGCAAUGGAAGCGAAAAGAAAAGAUUUCUGCGAGUACGCGAUAAAAAUCGUUCGUUACGUUAUCGAAAUUUUCAUCGGUUUGGAGCAAUCGAACGAAGAGGAUUACCAUCAGUUAACGCACUGUCUGCGAGGUUUGAAAAUCUUGCGGAAGCUGAAGAACGAAUUCAACGUGGGAGUGGAAUUGAUAGAUUUCUUAGAGGGUCCUCAGGCGUUUGUAAGCACCCUAUUGAAUCUACCGCUGUCGCCGGAAACCUACGAAAACGUUUUGAAAAAAUUCUGCCUGUCGUACAUGCUGCAACACAAAAUAGACUGCAACGAGAUAUUCGAAGAGAAAAUAUCCGAGCAUCUGAUCGAUUUCGACGUUAAAUGUCUGCCCUACGUGGACAUUUUACUGAGUCACAUCGAUUCGGUAGAUGUUGUGAUCCAAUCGGUUUCGGAAAUAUUGUUAAAAGCGCCCGUUCCUUGGGCUGGUGAAGUUAAAGCUCUGGCGUAUCGUACGAUGCAUAACUAUCGGGGCACGGAGAAGAUCAAAUACAUGUUAGCCAACGAAGUUCCUUAUUCGGUUAUAAACAAUCCUAACUAUUCGAUAGAUUUCAGAGACGGGUUCGACAACGUGAUCAACGGAAUGAUUGCAGUGGGUGUACCCGAAGUAGUAGAUGAUAUAUUUAAAUUAUGUGUGGUCGAUAGUGAAUAUGUUACAGCCACUCUAGUAUUAAUCGAUCACUUUGUUUUGAAAAAAUGUGAAAUCAACGAAGCCCUUUCGGUCCUAAAUAGGAACAAACCGGAUGUAAUCGAACUGUGCAUCGAAAAGAUCAUUUUGAAAGCCGAGCUUGCUUUUCAAGAUGGGAUUUUUGUAACGUCGCAAUUACGCAAUUACGCGACUUUCUUGGAACGGUUGUUGGAGAAAUUUCCGCAUGUGGACGACGGGGAAUCUUCCAUACGAGAAAUCGUAGCUCUGUUUUGGAUCAAUAAAUAUUUCAAGCUAAAUUUGUCAUAUAGCGAAAUUCAGGACAAGAUGAAUUAUUUGAAUAUAUUGGAAACAAUCAGCAGAAGUUUGUCUAUUGAUUCCGAUUUCGAUGAGAUCCUCGAGCACAGCAAACGCAUCGCUUACUACCUAUCGAAAGACAAAGACGAAGUGCUAAUGCAGCUCUGCGAUUGCAUCAAAAGGUUCGCGAUUAUAAUAAAAUCAGCCGAGUACAUGUGCGCGAAAACCACCAGUUCGAAAAACCAAUGCUUGAUGGCGAUGUUGAUCCUGAAAUAUUUGGGUUACGUGGAAACCGAGCCGGUGAACACGACAUUUUUCGAUAGCUGCGAUCAAACGCUGCCGAUUUUCAAUCUGUCGCCCGAGGGAAACGGGAAAUUCGUCAACGCUUUGAAACUGGCGGAGAAACUCAUCGGGGAAGCUUCGCUUCAAGACGACAAAGAUUUCGUCGUAUACGAUAUCCUCAUGUGGGUGCGUACUUGUUUCUAUUUAAUCAGGCCGCCCGAUCAUUUGAAAUCGAACGUUAUACCCAGCUCGACUGUAUUGAAAACCAUCAACGCCUGCUACUUGAGCUUCAUCAAGAUGAAAAAAACUUCAUACGAUUCGUAUUCCGGAUACUACAAUUUCUUCGCUUCGGAAACCGAUACAGACGAGGACAUCCACUCGGCUAUAAAGCUUAUACAAUCAUCGUUGGAUGUAUUUUUCCGCGAGAGCCAACAUCUCACGUUGUUCUCAUUGCUAUCGACGCUGUCUGUUUAUUUCGGUUAUUCGGACAACGAUGGAACUGCGAAAUUCGAGGAGACUUACCAAGCUGCGAGCCCGAUGUCCGAGUACAGUAGAACGUCGGAGGCCAAACGAGAGCUGGGUUGUAGUAAAUUACAAGAAGGGAACACCGUCGUCGAGAAUAUAAAAUUAAUUCGUAACAAAUGCAUUCGGGAAUUGAUAAAAGUGAUUGUGCUGCAAGAAAACAUCGAUACGGGUUUUCUGAUCGAUUUGUUCGAUUUCUUCGAUAAGGAUUGUUACAAAUAUCUUUUUAACUGUUUGAGUACGUUCAAGAGGGAUCCGAAGAAAUUGGAGACUCUUUCUAAAGUGGGUUUAGAACUUUCGGAGCUACACGGAAACAACAAAGGAAAAACCGCUAUGGUGGCGACUAUAAUAAGUUGUAAAUGGUGGAGGAAAUACAGUGACAUUCAAGAGAAAACUAGCUACGAUGAUUUCUUUAGAGUCAACGCUAAACUCCGGUUAAAAGUGCUGUUGGAAUUGAACGCGAUGCAAUUAGAGGAUAUCCCCGAAUAUUGCCUCGAUUACGAAUUGGAACCGGAAGUUUGCUAUAGGGAAUAUUUGAAAAGCUUGUUAACAAACUUUAAAACCGAGUAUGAAAUAGAGGUAGACGAUGAGGGCAAAAGGAAAUUGAUUAUAAAAACUAGCAUCGAUGAUUUUUUCAAGAAGUGUAUGGUCGCUUUGGAUUGUAUCAAAGAUAAACAAAAAAUGUUCGAUAUUAUGGAAGAAUUGCUCCAAAAGCUAAACUUUUACUACUACGAAGUAUUUAUCACGAUAUACCGAAUACUAGGUGCAAACGAUUACAGUAAGGAGCUCGAGUUGCUAGACUUCUUGACCUGUUACUCGAGAAUUAGAAGUCCCAGUCAGAGGGAAAUAGACCAAUGGUAUGUCCUGCUAUCGAAUCCGGACGUUCAAAUCUUGGAUCCGCUUUCCGAGUUUCGCUUUCCCUAUUCGUUUUUGCUAUUUUCUUCGGAUAUAUGGAGCAUUUUGCGAUCCGAAAUCGGCCUGGAUUGUUACACCGAUUGGCUGUGCCUUACCAACCUGUUGAAUGACUACUUGAAAAUCGAUGAUAUAUGCACGUUCGCCGUAAAACAAGAGGUACUACGAAAAACCGCAGAUUACCCGCCAUCAGAAGACUGGGUAAUGUGUCCUAAAUUGAACGAUCUGAUAGAGAAAGUGGACGAAUGUCUUCAGAAUAUGAAGAAUUUAGAAGUAGCAACAGCCACUGCUUACUUCCUAAUGAAUAGCAUUCCAAAUGGUGCAGACAAAUUAAACGCGGCGAAAUUGUGCGUGAAAUACGCCAAGCAAUAUCGAAAUCAGAAUCCCGACGAUUUCAACGCGAACGAAGCGUACGCUAAAAUCGAAAGUAAAGUCAAAUUCCUGUCGGUGUGCCGCAUUCUGACGCUGCACAAUUUAAACCGCGAGGACUAUUUGAGCCAAUACAAUCAACCUGCUAUCCUAAUUAAAAGCCUAUACGAACGAGAAAACGUCUCCAAAGCGAGCUUCGAUGAGCUAGACAUCAACGGCGCCGCUUACGAACUGGCUGAGUUCUUUAAACUCGACAUUAAAGACCUGAAAGUGCAUUUGCUGGAAUUCUGGCUGUCGCAAAACGAGCACGAUUCCGCCAACGAUUCCUCUGGGCAACUCAUCAGCGAUGAGGAUUAUUUAACGAAGGCCAAAUACCUUUGCAGGGAUGGCGACCAGGACUAUUGGGAGUUGCAUUUGCUCAAUAUCGUAUUGAACGAGAGCGGGCAGAAUUGGCACUUGCGCGAGUCGUUGAAAGUGAACGCUGCUAAGUGUUUCUACGGGAUAAUGAACGAGGAAAGGAUCGUCGAAAUAACCAAAUCGACUUUGCAAGAGUUUCGCGAUUUCAUAAACAAACUGGAGUUGUUACGUGAUUUGAAGUUAAUUGGCAUAACGUUAGAUAUGGAUGGUUUGAAGAAUACCAAUAAAAGGGAUUUGAUUAAAAAAUUGUCUCACAUGGGCACCCAUUUGGCUAUUAAAUGUAUGGGUUCCAUUUGUGUUAUAUACAAUAUAGAAAAAUCGAAAUACUGGGAGUAUAUUAUUAAUAGUUGCAUCCGACUGGAAAAGAUUUCCGAGUUCAAAACGUACGUUCGUUUCUUAAGAAAUCACUUGGAUAAAUCGUUCUACCUGAAAGCAUGGCAAGUGAUAGUUGAUGAGGCUUUUAAAAAAAUAAAAACUAUGGAUGGGGAGCAAUUGGAAAGCAGUUUGGUCGAUAUUUUCCGUAUGAUUCAGUCGUGUCCUGUAGCGUUUAAUCUCAAUUUUGAAAAAUGCGUUAAAGUAUGUUUAGAAAUAAGAAAAGAGGAAUAUGUUAAGCAACUAUUACGAUAUAUUCCAGAUGAUAGCAAAACGCGCUUGACUCAGCUUCUGGAGAACAAUGUGACAAAUAAACAAAUGAUAAUAAAUUAG
Messenger RNA from Phyllotreta striolata, 5892 nucleotides. The record is from the annotation of a GenBank genome assembly. Lineage: Eukaryota; Metazoa; Arthropoda; Insecta; Coleoptera; Chrysomelidae.